Ziziphus jujuba (common jujube) is the source of this 1683-nucleotide messenger RNA. RefSeq names its product AP2-like ethylene-responsive transcription factor PLT2. Gene Ontology annotation, biological process: phospholipid transport; regulation of DNA-templated transcription. Gene Ontology annotation, cellular component: mitochondrial intermembrane space. The record is from RefSeq and is a predicted model, not a curated record. Lineage: Eukaryota; Viridiplantae; Streptophyta; Magnoliopsida; Rosales; Rhamnaceae. The coding region runs from base 1 to 1683 and encodes 560 amino acids. Gene Ontology annotation, molecular function: DNA-binding transcription factor activity; phosphatidic acid transfer activity; DNA binding. The transcript has 9 exons.
AUGGGGUCAAUGAAUUCGAACAACUGGCUUUCUUUUCCUCUUUCUCCGACUCAUGCUUCUUUACCAUCGCAUCUUCAUACGUCUCAGUCUCAUCAAUUUUCCCUAGGAUUGGUCAAUGAUAGUAUGGACAUUCCUUUCCAAGCUCAAGAGUGGAAUCUGAUUAACAGUCACGGCAAUGAAAUACCAAAGGUUGCGGAUUUUCUGGGCGUGAGCAAAUCUGAGAACCAGUCAGAUCUUGUAGCGUACGGUGAAAUUCAGGCAAGCGAUUCUGAUUACCUUUUCCCAAAUAACAGCAUAGUGCCUGUGCAAAAUACUGUUGUAGCCGCUGCUGCCGCCGCCUCAAACACAUACGAUUUUCAAGAAAAUGGGAGCAAUCUCCAGUCAUUGACACUUUCCAUGGGCAGUGGCAAAGCUGGUUCUUCAACAUGCGAAACCAGCGCUGGCGGCGAUAAUAGUAGUAAUACAAUGGAAGUUGCUCCUAGAAGGACUUUGGACACCUUUGGGCAAAGAACUUCAAUCUAUCGUGGUGUUACAAGACAUAGAUGGACAGGAAGGUAUGAGGCUCACCUUUGGGACAAUAGUUGUAGAAGGGAAGGUCAGUCAAGGAAAGGCCGCCAAGUUUAUCUGGGUGGAUAUGACAAAGAAGAGAAAGCAGCUAGGGCGUAUGAUUUGGCUGCACUAAAGUACUGGGGAACAUCCACUACUACCAAUUUUCCAAUUAGUAACUAUGAAAAGGAGUUGGAAGAGAUGAAGCACAUGACCAGACAAGAAUUUGUUGCCUCCAUUAGAAGGAAGAGCAGUGGAUUUUCAAGGGGUGCAUCCAUGUAUCGUGGAGUAACAAGGCAUCACCAACAUGGUAGAUGGCAAGCAAGGAUUGGUAGAGUUGCAGGAAACAAAGAUCUUUACUUGGGAACUUUCAGUACUGAGGAAGAGGCUGCUGAAGCAUAUGACAUCGCGGCGAUAAAGUUUCGAGGCCUAAAUGCAGUUACGAACUUCGACAUGAACCGAUACGACGUGAAGAGUAUUCUGGAAAGCAAUACUCUUCCAAUAGGAGGAGGAGCCGCCAAACGCCUCAAAGAAGCUCAGGCAAUGGAAUCAUCAAGAAAACGCGACGAAAUGCUGGCUCUUAGCUCCACCUUUCCUUACGGAAGCUCGAGUAGUUCAAGUAGAUUGCAGGCAUACCCGGCUGUGAUACAACAGCAGCAGCAAUUCGAACAACAACCUCAGCCCAUGCUAAGUCUACAGAACCACCAUGAACUCUCUCAUUAUGCUCAGGACCCUUCAUUCCAUCAAAAUUACAUCCAGACCCAGCUCCAGUUGCACCAGCAAUCUGCAGCUGCGAGUUCUUAUAGCAAUCCUCAUUUCUAUAACAGCUACAUCCAGAACCACCCAGCUUUGCUGCAGGGUUUGAUGGAUAUGGGAGGGUCUUCAUCGUCUCAUGUGAUGGACAACAACAAUGGAGGAAGCUCCACUGGGAGUUACAGUAGUAGAGGGUACCUUGAAAAUGGAAUGGGAAUGGGUUUGAAUUCUACGUCUGGGAAUGCAGAAGAACUUGCUCUUGUGAAGGUGGAUUAUGAUAUGCCGCCGGCCCCUUCCGGAGGUUAUGGUGGCUGGUCCGGAGGAGGUUCUGGUCAGGGAUCAUCAAAUGCUGGUGGUGGUGUUUUUACAAUGUGGACUGACUGA